UUCAAUUUUAGAAAAGCAAAGAAUAUAAUGGGAUUGCGGGCAUCGCUGUUAAUCAUUUUAUUUAUAACAUGCUAUACUCAAUUUUGUCUUGGCAAUACUUUAUUCCAUUUUGCUAUUAAUUUUCAUAUAAAAGAUGGCAACGAGUCUUCGGAAGAGCAAGUGGACUUAAAUCAAACACAAAUUACGGAGAAUGUAGAGGCACAAAAUUUACAGGCCGAGAAUGCAGAGACAACACAAUUUCAAGUUACAACAUCAGGUUAUAGUGCAGACCUCCUUUCUGCAAAACAGCAACUGGAUGAAACACUCGACAUGAAACUGCAAGAGACAAGAAGAGCCGUACAAGGUUUCAAUAAAGAAAUUUCGCACUUGACUGGACGCAGCGAUACAAUAGCUGCUAAAGUUAAACUUACCACACGUUACCUAAAUAAGUUAUUAAGAGGGGCUAUCAUUCGAACGGGUACCACAGCGGAUGCUAUCACAAUAAUUGUGGCAGCUGGCGAUAAUGAAACAGAUAUAAAAUUAGAUAUCUUAAAAGAUUUUCUAAAACUUGUAAGCGACCUGAAAGUUGCCACUGCUGAAGGUGGUGAAAGAUCAAUGGAGUUUAUGCUGAUUAAUUUGCUACUUACAAGGCAUAAAUUGACAAGUUUAGAGUCAGAGGUGCGCCAAGUCAUAGAUGACGCUAGUGAAAAAAUAAAAAUAAUAAACGAAUGCGAUAAUAUUUUAAAAAACCAAUCUGGCAAGUGCGAGUUUUAGAAAAGAUGUGUUCCAAAAUAUUAUUGAUUGAUGUUUAAAAUAUAAAUAUAAAAUAAUAAAUAUGUGUAUUAAACUUAACUAUAAGUACAUAUUUAUAUUGUACAUUAAAUCUUAUUGCAUAUGUUAUUACAGUGGUGUUGGGCAUAUAAGCCUGGUUGCAUAUUUAUGUAAAGUUAGAGCAAUAUGAAAUACUGAAGUUUAUUAUACAAAAAAUAAAAUUGGAGAA
Messenger RNA from Teleopsis dalmanni, 979 nucleotides. RefSeq lists its product as uncharacterized. The record is from RefSeq and is a predicted model, not a curated record. The coding region runs from base 28 to 753 and encodes 241 amino acids. The transcript is spliced from 2 exons. Lineage: Eukaryota; Metazoa; Arthropoda; Insecta; Diptera; Diopsidae.